Molecule: messenger RNA, 2517 nt
Organism: Kogia breviceps (pygmy sperm whale)
Lineage: Eukaryota; Metazoa; Chordata; Mammalia; Artiodactyla; Physeteridae
Gene: NUMBL
Product: NUMB like endocytic adaptor protein
Biological process (GO): positive regulation of neurogenesis
Cellular component (GO): cytoplasm
Source: RefSeq, a predicted model, not a curated record
AAUCCUCCCGGGAGCGGAGCAGGCUAGCGAGCUUGCAUCCCGCACCAUCCCCCGGCCCCCGGUCCCGGCCCGCGUCAGACCGAGCUGCCGCCGCCGCCACAGCAGCAGCAGCACUCGGGGAUCCGGGCCCAGCCGGGGCCGCGGGAGGCGGGGGCGCCGGAGCCCUGGAUGUCCCGCAGCGCGGCGGCCAGCGGCGGACCCAGGAGGCCAGAGCAGCAUCUGCCCCCUGCCCCCUGUGGGGCCCUGGGGCCCCCUGAAACCUCCAGGACGGAGCCAGACGGGGCGGGCACUAUGAACAAGCUACGCCAGAGCCUGCGGCGGCGGAAACCAGCCUACGUGCCUGAGGCAUCGCGCCCACACCAAUGGCAGGCGGACGAGGACGCAGUGCGCAAGGGCACGUGCAGCUUCCCGGUCAGGUACCUGGGCCACGUGGAGGUGGAGGAGUCCCGGGGGAUGCACGUGUGUGAAGAUGCUGUGAAGAAGUUGAAGGCGAUGGGCCGGAAGUCUGUGAAGUCUGUCCUGUGGGUGUCAGCCGAUGGGCUGCGGGUGGUGGAUGACAAGACCAAGGACCUGCUGGUAGACCAAACCAUCGAAAAGGUCUCCUUCUGUGCUCCUGACCGCAACCUGGACAAGGCUUUCUCCUAUAUCUGCCGUGAUGGGACCACCCGCCGCUGGAUCUGCCACUGUUUCCUGGCGCUCAAGGACUCCGGCGAGAGGCUGAGCCACGCAGUGGGGUGUGCGUUUGCGGCCUGCCUAGAGCGGAAACAGCGGCGGGAGAAGGAGUGCGGAGUCACGGCUGCCUUUGACGCCAGCCGCACCAGCUUCGCCCGGGAGGGCUCCUUCCGCCUGUCCGGGGGUGGGCGGCCGGCUGAGCGAGAGGCUGCUGACAAAAAGAAAGAGGCAGCAGCUGCCCCAACUGCGGCUCCUGGCCCUGCCCAGCCUGGGCACGUGUCCCCAACACCGGCCACCACAUCCCCUGGCGAGAAGGGUGAGGCGGGCACCCCAGUGGCUGCAGGCACCACUGCGGCUGCCAUCCCCCGGCGCCAUGCCCCCUUGGAGCAGCUGGUUCGCCAGGGCUCCUUCCGUGGUUUCCCAGCGCUCAGCCAGAAGAACUCACCUUUCAAACGGCAGCUGAGCCUACGGCUGAAUGAGCUGCCAUCCACGCUGCAGCGCCGCACUGACUUCCAAGUGAAGGGCACAGUGCCUGAGAUGGAGCCUCCCAAUGCCAGUGACAGCGACAGCAUCAGUGCCCUGUGUACACAGAUCAGCUCAUCUUUUGCCAGUGCUGGAGCACCAACGCCAGGGCCACCGCCAGCCUCAACAGGGACUUCUGCCUGGGGUGAGCCCUCCGUGCCCCCUGCAGCUGCCUUCCAGCCUGGGCACAAGCGGACCCCUUCGGAGGCCGAGAGGUGGCUGGAGGAGGCGUCCCAGGUGGCAAAAGCGCAGCAGCAACAGGCAGCCUCGGUGCCUGCCGUGCCUCCCGGCCUGCAGCCCUUCCCCGCCCCCAUGGGGCCCUUCGACGCCGCACCUGCCCAGGUGGCCGUGUUCCUGCCGCCUCCACACAUGCAGCCCCCUUUUGUGCCCGCCUACCCGGGCUUGGGCUACCCACCCAUGCCCCGCGUGCCUGUGGUGGGCAUCACACCCUCACAGAUGGUGGCCAACGCUUUCUGCUCAGCCGCCCAGCUCCAGCCCCAGCCUGCCACCCUGAUUGGGAAAGCUGGGGCCUUCCCACCCACUGCAGCACCCAGCGCCCCCGGGGGCCAGGCCCGUCCUCGCCCCAAUGGGGCGCCCUGGCCCCGAGAGCCAGCACCCGCCCCGGCCCCUGAGUUGGACCCCUUUGAGGCCCAGUGGGCAGCGUUAGAAGGCAAACCUGCUGUAGAGAAGCCUUCCAACCCCUUCUCGGGCGACCUGCAGAAGACCUUCGAGAUUGAACUGUAGCCCACCCCAUCAUCUCCUGGAGCCCCACACCUGGGAGUGGAGGCCCAACCUCUCCCCAGUCCUGCUCCCUGGGGCUGCACCCUCCUGACGACCUCUCUAACCCUUCUCUCGACCACCUCCCACAACCAGUACAGAAACGACAUUGUGACGCCCAGGCUGCGAUGGGAUGGAAUUCAGGGACGGACCCAGCCUGGCUAAGGGACCCAUUUCUCUGCCAGACUUAGGCUGGCAUGGCCCCCUCUCCCCGGAACCCAGACACAGGGGGACGGCCACAAUCCCACCGAGUGCCCUCGGUUCAAGCUAUAGUUCCCAAUUUCUGUUGUUGACCUUCUACCUUCCAGCACUGGGUGGGACGGAGGAGGAGGGAUGCCCACCUGGGGGCCCUCCGCGGCCCCAAACGAGUGCCCACCCCAAGUCUGGUCAUUCCCCCCGCCCCCACACACGGCACAAGCAAAGGGCGUUCUUCUGCCCGCCUGCUGCGCUCACUGCCAAUGCUGUGCUCACCCCGACCACCCCUCCCCUCCCCUUGGGGGCCCUCAUGUUCUUUGGGCCAGGGUCUCAUGGGGGUAGGGGGCCAAG